GACCUUUACUCCGAAUUGCGGUUCUCUGUAGGCCGUAUGGGUAGGGAGCGUAGUGUGAUAGUUUUAUGCUCUGUUCAAAAUGUUUUUUUUUCAGAUAAAAAUAUUGGUUAUCUGUCCCCAAUCGGCAAAAUCUCUGGUCACGUUAUUAUCACAAGAUAUCGAUUAAGAUUCGAAUCUAGCGGCGAUGAUGUAAGCAAUUGCCAGUUUGACGUGCCUCUGGGUUGUAUCUACAAAGUUGAGAAAGUUGGGCAUUCCACUGUUAGUCGAGGUGAACAUGCGUACGGUUUACUGAUUGGAUGUAAGGAUAUGCGGCAUAUACGGUUCACCUGUCAUCCUGCCUCCCAUAGUAGACGCCCGCUGUACGAUGCCUUGCUUCGCUUUGCAUUUCCUUUGACGAAUAAACUGCCAUUUUCAAAAGUCGAGGUCGACGGGUGGACCGUGUAUGAUGCUAAAGUAGAGCUGAACAGGCUUGGUGUACCGAAUGAACUGUGGUGUUUCACUCAAAUUAACUACCACUACGACUUUGCGGAUACUUAUCCCAGAUUACUGGCUAUACCGACAACUGUAGAGGCGAAAGGUCGAGAGUUCCUCGAAAGGGUCGGUGAAUUUCGCAGUCGGCAACGAAUUCCGGUGUUGAGCUGGUUGCAUCCGGCCACACAAGCGUCAAUCACACGUUGCUCGCAGCCGAUGUUAGGCAUGACCAAUAGGAAAUGUACCGAAGAUGAGUGGUUUUUGAAACAAAUCGUUCUGGCGAAUGCGAAUGCUUAUCAGUUGUUGAUUUUCGAUGCCCGUCCUGUUGUUAAUGCAAAGGUGAACAGAGCUAAGGGAGGAGGUUACGAGGAGUCGUAUGAAGAUUGUUCUCUGGUAUUCCUUAACAUCCACAAUAUUCACGUGGUUCGAGAAUCAUUGCGGAAAUUGAAAGAAUGUCUGUUUCCUCGUGUUGAUGAGAAGAAUUACCUGAGACUGCUGGAUGAUUCCAAGUGGUUGAACCAUAUUCAGUCGAUCAUAGAAGGUGCUGCCCAGAUUGUCAACGAGGUUGAACGCAACCGUAGUUCCGUACUCGUCCACUGUUCAGACGGAUGGGAUCGCACGGCUCAGCUAACAUCUUUGGCCAUGCUUCAAUUAGAUCCAUACUAUCGCACAAUCAAAGGCUUCGCGGUGUUGAUAGAAAAAGAAUGGUGCAGCUUUGGUCACAAAUUCGCACAUCGAAUAGGUCAUGGAGAAGACAAGGCCAAUGAUGGGGAGAGAUCUCCGAUUUUUGUACAGUUUAUUGACUGUGUAUGGCAGCUUCUGGAGCAGUACGGUGUUCAUUUUGAAUUCAAUUCCUUCUUACUAAUCACGAUAUUGGAUGAAUUGUAUGCAUGCAGAUUCGGUACAUUUUUAUUUAACAGCGAAAAGCAACGUUUAGUGGAAAAUAAGUGUAAUAAGGAGACUGUGUCUCUAUGGACGUAUAUUCUUGAAAAUAGGAAACAAUUCUUGAAUCCGUUGUAUAAUAAGGUACUGAUCAUGAAUUCUUCGAUGCGUGUACUACGAGUUUGGACGGAGUAUUAUGCUAGAUAUAAUCCGUCUGUGGUUGCCCCCGGUUCAAUGGUAAGUGAAGACGAGAGUGUGGUGUAUGCAGAGAAGCGUUCCACACAGCUGGAAACUGUGUAA
This is a messenger RNA of Haemonchus placei, 1653 nucleotides long. NCBI's taxonomy places the organism in Eukaryota, Metazoa, Nematoda, Chromadorea, Rhabditida, Trichostrongylidae. The record is from the annotation of a GenBank genome assembly.